Messenger RNA from Vespula vulgaris, 1443 nucleotides. Its product is annotated as leucine-rich melanocyte differentiation-associated protein-like. The record is from RefSeq and is a predicted model, not a curated record. Gene Ontology annotation, molecular function: protein binding. Lineage: Eukaryota; Metazoa; Arthropoda; Insecta; Hymenoptera; Vespidae. The coding region runs from base 437 to 1135 and encodes 232 amino acids. The transcript has 6 exons.
AUAUGGCGUCAGUGUGGAUUGUUGUAAUAUUUAAAAUGUCAAAUGUGUGUUACGACGUACAAAUUUCAACGAAUAGAUACUUUUCCUUGGCUACGUUUUAAGUUUUUUUUCCCAUCUAUUAAACUAAUUAAUAACGUGAAAAGCUAUCGAUACGGUUGAAGUACUAUCAUCGAGAAAAUGAUCGAUAAUACGAUCACACCUGUAAAAUGUAAUCACUUUGAACCAUCUUAUACAGAGUAAAUUAAUGGUCACCUGUCUGUAUAGGUCGAACCAGUCUAUGAAAACGUUCGAAAAGAAGAUAAUGCAGGAAAACUCGUUACAGUUGAAAUAGAAGUGAACAGUAUUAAUAGGUUGGAUUUAUGUAAUGAAUUAAAAUUACAAACAAAUAGGAUCGGUGAUCGAGGUGGAAAAGGUUGAAAGAAUCAAAAGAUUAAACAUGACAUCUCUUGGAAAACUAAUAUUCAUAGAUAUUCACUGUAGACAUCCAAGAACUUCAUCUUCCACUGAUUUGCAAAAGGAUUAUGUUGAAUCUUUGUCCUUUGCAUUUCAAAAUCUAUUUUAUAUGCCGUUUGAUAUUAUCGAAAACUAUGGCAAUAUGAUACAUACUUUAGAUAUUAGUCAUAAUAAAUUUUGUAGAAGUUUACACUUUUUAUCAGAAUUUGAAAAUUUAACAUCUCUCAAUCUGGAUUAUAAUAAUAUAGAUGAAUUUACUGUCUUCCCAUACAUGCCAAAACUUCAACUAUUAUGGUUAAAUCAUAAUAAGAUCGAUCACUUAUAUCCAUUUAUUAAGAAUCUCUAUGAGAGUAUGCCUAACCUAAAAUAUUUAAGUCUUAUGGGAAAUAAGGCUGCGCCUAGUUAUCUUAAUGGUGGAACGUUUUAUGACUAUUUACAGUAUAGAUUGUUUAUUAUAUCCUGGUUUCCACGCCUUGUACAUUUGGAUGACAGGACAAUAACUCCUGAACAAUGUCAAGAAGCUAAAAGACUGUAUAAGAGGCCAUUCUUAGAAAGUUUAUCUGAGGAUACUCCAUUACCAGAAUGUUUCAAGUAUUUGCAUAAAAAGUUAGCAAAUAUGUUUUCAAAACCAAUCUUGCCUAAUAAAUUACAAGGCACAAGAGGAACAAAUGUUAUUAUUUGAAACAUUUAUAAAUGAAAUGAAAGUAUAAGAGCAAUCAGAGAAUAUAUUUUUUUUAAAGACAGAAUAAGUAUGUAGAACUCUUAGAGAUUUUUUAAACAAUAUAUAACUGCCUUAAAAUUAUUAUUAUAUUACUUAGUAAAUUUACUGGAGGAUUUAGGAUUUUACAGUACAUUAUGUAUAUUACUAUUUAUGAUACAUUACGGAAUUAGAAUUUUGUAUGGUACAGAUAUAAUUUAUAUAUUAACAAAACCUAAUGUACUAAUAGUAAUAUCUUACAUUAUUAAAAUAUUUUGUUAUUUGUUAUAUAA